CGGGCAACAGACUUGUCCACCUUGCCUCCUGCCCCCUUCACUUCGGACGGCUGGCAAGAUGCCCGUCGCGCAGGUCACAGCGCCGUCAGGCUACAUGGAGUAUUCCUACGCAUCGAUAUCCCAGGUCGUCCUGGACGGAUGGGCGCUUACCGUGCAGGCUGUGGUCAAGCCUUCGGUUUGGACAGACCCGCGCAUAAUUCCCGCCUAUGUGGCCUUGGCAUCCGCUGUUCUCCUGGUACUCCACGCCAUUGUUGCCUCUCGCCCCGCUCAACGUAUGUGGGCCCGCCUUCGGAAUGUUGAGUUCGAGGAGCCGGUCGAGGAGCCCCUCACUGUACAGCCUGCGAGCUUCUGGUCUGAGUUCAAGCUUCAUGUUGCGAGCCACGGCGGCUGGACGAUCUAUGCCUUCAAGGUGGCGCGCCUCAUCGGCACCCUCGUACUCCUCGGCCUCAGCAUAGCGUCCUUCUUCAUCGACGAGGCAAGGCGCGUAGGUACGACCGAUCUCGAGGACGAUGUGGACGUGCUCGGAAAGGGAAAGUGGGGAAAGAAGCACAAGCAUAGGAAGCAACAUGCGCACUUCACGAAGAGGGAAUGGCUUGAGCUUGCCAUGUCCAUGACAUACCUCUACACCGUCCUCCUGGCUCUUAUCACGGUUGCCGCGAAGCCACAUGUCAGCAAGAUCGCCACCCGGCCGCUCUGCGUCAUACUCUUCGUCGCCUUCUGCGUCUACUUCUACCGCGACAUCGUCCCCUUCUUCAUGCCCGGCGAAAAGCCGAGCGAUCGCGUCGAAGGCCCUAUUCUCUGGGCCAAGAUCGUCGUCUCGACCAUCACCGCUGUGGUCAUCCCCCUGUUCGUACCCCACCAGUAUGAGCCGGUCGAGCCAGAGAACCCCCUGCCACCCAGCGACGAGCAGACUGCCUCCUGGAUCUCCUUCGCCACCUAUGCUUUCUUGGACCCGAUCAUCAAGAAAGCCCUCAAGGUCAACCACCUUACCCCUGAUGACUUUCCGCCGCUCUGUGACUACGACCGGUCGCAAUUCCUGCGCAAGAAAGCUUUCAAGCUCGUCGAUACCUUCUCGGGCGCGCCGAAGCGCCACCUGUUCUUCAACUUGAUGAGCUUGUUCCGCUACGAAUAUGUCUUCAUGGCGUCGAUGAUUAUCUUGAACGUGCUCUUCGGUUUCGCCAGCCCGGUCGCCAUCAACCGUCUCCUUGAUUACCUUGAGACUCGCGCGUACAAGCAGCCUACCUUCGAGCCUUGGUUCUGGAUCACCUGGCUCUUCCUCGGCCCUUCGCUCAUGGCGAUCGCCAUCCAGGGAUACAUCUUCGUCGCCACCCGCAUGCUGGUGCGCACGGAGGCGAUCAUCACGCAGCUCGUCUUCGAGCACGCUCUGCGCAUUCGCAUGAAGGCGGAGACGCCCAAUUCGACGCCGACGGUCAGCAAGGCGCCUACGCCCGACAACGGUUCCGUGGCGGAUCAGCCUGCUGGGUCGGAGUCGAGUGGCGAUGAGACCCUGCAUUCGGCCAGCCCGACUGAGACGACGACUACGACGACCGCUGUUGGAGGCACGAAGGCGAAGAAGGGCAAGGGUGACAAGGAAGAGGAGGGCCACUCGUCCAGCGAGGCGCUUGUUGGCAAAAUCAACAACCUCGUGACGACGGAUCUCAACAACUUGGUUGAUGGACGCGACUUCUUGUUCAUCAUCCUGUACAUCCCGCUCCAGAUCGCUCUUUGCAUUGUCUUCCUCUACAAGAUCUUGGGCUGGAGCUCUCUCGUCGGUCUCGCCGUCAUCAUCGCGCUCUUCCCCGUCCCCGGCUACGUCGCCAAGAAGAUCCAGGACGUCCAAGUCGCCCGCCUCAAGCGCACCGACGCGCGCGUCCAGACCGUCACCGAAACCAUGAACGUCCUCCGCAUGAUCAAGCUCUUCGGCUGGGAGUGGAAGAUGUCCGAGCGCGUCGGCGCGAAGCGCGAGGAGGAGCUCAAGUGGAUCUGGAAGCGCCAGAUGCUCGACAUGGUGAACGGCAACCUGAACUUCGUCAUCCCGAUUUUCACGAUGAUGGCGACGUAUAUCACGCAUACGGCGAUCAUGGGCGAGCCGCUGUCGGCGAGCAAGGUGUUCAGCUCGAUUACGGUGUUUGAUAUGUUGCGGGAUCAGCUGCAUACGAUCUUUGGGAUGAUUGGCCUUACGGUGUCUGCGAAGGUCUCGCUGGACCGUGUAAAUGAUUUCUUGAAGAACACCGAGCUCCUCGACGAAUACUCCGGCAAAGACUCGCCCAUGGAAUUCUUCGCGCAAGACGAGGGUGUCUCGAUGGAAGAAAUCGGUUUCCGCAACGCCGCCUUCACUUGGUCCGAGGACGCCGCCGGCUCCCUGACUCCCUCCAAGCGCAACUUCAUGCUCAAGAUCGAGGACGAGCUCCUCUUCCGCCGCGGUGGAAUCAACCUCAUUAUCGGCCCUACCGGCUCAGGCAAGACGAGCUUGUUAAUGGCACUCCUCGGCGAGAUGCACUUCGUGCCGUCCGCACCGGACUCGUGGUUCCACCUCCCCAGGAGCGGCGGCGUUGCGUAUGCGGCGCAGGAGUCGUGGGUGCAGAACGAGACCAUUCGGGAUAAUAUCGUCUUUGGUUCGCCUUUCGACGAGGAGAGGUACAAGAAGGUCUUGUACCAGUGCGGUCUGGAGCGUGAUCUUACGCUGUUCGAAGCCGGUGACCAGACGGAAGUUGGCGAAAAGGGUUUGACGCUGUCGGGUGGCCAGAAGGCGCGCGUGACUCUGGCUCGCGCUGUGUACUCCAAUGCGCAGAUCUUGCUUCUAGAUGACGUUCUUGCCGCGCUCGACGUCCAUACCGCCAAGUGGAUCGUGGACAAGUGCUUCUGCGGAGACCUCAUCAAGGGCCGCACCGUUCUGCUCGUGACCCACAACGUCGCUUCUACGCGCAACAUCGCCAACUUUGUUGUCUCCCUGGGAGUUGACGGUCGCAUUGCUGCGCAGGGCACCGUGCAGGAGGUUCUCGCCCACGAGCCCGAGCUCGCAGUUGAGGCGGAGAAGGAGGAGGCCGAGAUCAAGAAGGUUGAAGACAUUGAAGGCCAGCCAGAGGUUCCUCCUGCUGAGGAAGAGGCCAAGUCCGAUGGCAAGCUCAUUGUCGCGGAGGAGGUCGAAGAGGGUCAUAUCAGCUGGAAAGCGCUCAAGCUCUACCUGGCUGGUCUCGGCGGGAACCAUCCCAUGCUCUUCUUUAUCGCCUGCAUCGGUGGUAUCCUCAUCACGGAGAGCUUUGGCGCGUUUGAGACUUGGUACCUUGGCUACUGGGCGGGCAAGUACGAGGAGGCGGCUGACCCAAGAGACGUCAACGUGUUUUCCUAUGCAACAAUCUACGCAUGCAUGUUGUUGACUGGCGUUGCUAUCUACUGCGUGGUGUUUAUUAUCUAUACCUACGGGAGCAUCCGGGCUUCGCGCACCAUACACAAGCAGCUCGUUGACUCCGUCUUGGGCACGACGCUUCGCUGGCUGGACACUACUCCGACUUCUCGAGUCAUCGCCCGCUGCACACAGGACAUCCGUUCUGUGGACGGUCCGAUUGCGCAAAACCUCUUCUGGCUCUUGGACAUGACCAUGUCAAUGAGCGUCAAGUUUGUCGCGGUCGUCAUCUUCAGCCCGCUCUUCCUUGUUCCUGGUGUGGCUAUCGCGGCGCUCGGAGGUUACUGUGGUGAGAUGUACAUCAAGGCGCAGCUGUCGGUCAAACGAGAGAUGUCGAACGCCAGAGCCCCCGUGCUCGCCCACUUCGGCGCAGCUAUCGCUGGUUUGACCUCUAUUAGGGCGUACGGUGUCCAGUCUAGGGCCCUCUCCGAGUCCAUGGAGCGCGUCAACCGCUACGUCCGGGCAGCGCGUGCAUUCUACAACCUCAACCGCUGGAUCUGCAUUCGCAUCGACGCUCUUGGUGGGCUGUUCGCCGCUUUGCUUGCGGGAUACCUCGUCUACUUCCAGGAUCAAAAGUCCUCGACCACCGGCUUCUCGCUCAACAUGGCGGUCGGCUUCAGUGGCAUGAUCCUGUGGUGGGUGCGCAUCCUGAACCAAUUUGAGGUCGAGGGCAACAGUCUCGAACGUAUUCAAGGCUACGUGACCAUCGAGCAGGAGAAGAAGCCAUCUUCCGAUGGCGUCCCCCCUGCGUAUUGGCCUGCCAGCGGCGAACUCAAGGUGGAGAAACUGGCUGCGCGGUACUCAGCCGACGGACCGAAGGUCCUGCACGAUAUCUCUUUCCACAUCAACUCCGGAGAACGCAUCGGUGUCGUGGGACGGACUGGGUCUGGCAAGAGCUCCCUCACGCUCUCUUUGCUUCGCUGCAUCUUUACGGAGGGCGAGGUCUACUAUGAUGGUUUGUUGACGUCCGGCCUCAACCUAGACGCGCUGCGGUCGAGCAUCACCAUCAUACCUCAAGUGCCUGAGCUUCUCAGUGGUACGCUUCGUCAGAACCUCGAUCCGUUCGACCAGUACGACGACGCGACUCUGAACGAUGCAUUGCGUUCUGCCGGCCUCUUUGCCCUCCAAAGUGAGAUGGACGAGGGUAGAAUCACUCUGGAUAGCGCUAUAUCCUCCGGAGGCAGCAACUUGUCUGUCGGGCAGCGCCAAAUUUUAGCGCUCGCUCGUGCUAUCGUUCGGGGUAGCAAGCUGCUCAUCCUCGACGAAGCUACCUCAGCCAUCGACUACAAGACCGACAACAUCAUUCAAACGUCGUUGAGGGAACAGCUGAAGGGUGAUGUGACCCUAAUUACUAUUGCACACCGGCUGCAGACUAUCAUGGAUGCAGACAAAAUUAUGGUGCUUGACGCGGGCAGAAUCGUUGAGUUCGACAAGCCCAGCGAAUUGCUCAAGAAGCAAGACGGGAGGUUGAAGUCCCUCGUCGACGAAUCGGGAGACAAGGCUCGGCUUUACGCGAUUGCGGAAGGGCGCGAGCGAGUCUGAGUACGCAUCUGACACAUAUCUCACAUUGUAUCUACUGCUAGAUCUAUCGCAACAUAUAGAGCUCCUGAGCAACGCAAAAGUAUUGUUCGAC
This is a messenger RNA of Schizophyllum commune H4-8, 5036 nucleotides long. RefSeq names its product P-loop containing nucleoside triphosphate hydrolase protein. The transcript has 18 exons. The coding region runs from base 59 to 4945 and encodes 1628 amino acids. The record is from RefSeq and is a predicted model, not a curated record. Gene Ontology annotation, cellular component: fungal-type vacuole; membrane. Gene Ontology annotation, biological process: transmembrane transport. Lineage: Eukaryota; Fungi; Basidiomycota; Agaricomycetes; Agaricales; Schizophyllaceae. Gene Ontology annotation, molecular function: ABC-type peptide transporter activity; ATP hydrolysis activity; ATP binding.